Molecule: messenger RNA, 3320 nt
Organism: Drosophila gunungcola (fruit fly)
Lineage: Eukaryota; Metazoa; Arthropoda; Insecta; Diptera; Drosophilidae
Gene: Lmpt
Product: four and a half LIM domains protein 2
Exons: 8
Coding region: 713-2392 (559 amino acids)
Cellular component (GO): Z disc; nucleus
Molecular function (GO): zinc ion binding; transcription coregulator activity
Source: RefSeq, a predicted model, not a curated record
UACGAUCGGGCUGUGUCAGAGAGCGAAUGAAUAUUCAAGUUAAAUUUUAAAAUGUUGUAAAAACACACGAGGAGGUGGAGAGCGAUGAGCACGCGAUGUGUCAGCACCUUAUCGCGUUUAAAUUUACUCUCUUUUCCACGGGGAGUGUUUGCCUAAACGUCAAUUGUGCUUAUCAAAAUCGAAAUCUCUUUCGGGCAAUACAAUGUACAGUCUGUGGAAAAAUUAUUAAAUAAAUACAGCGGUGGCUACUUAAGAAUGUAAUGAACGAAAUAUUAAAAGUUAAAGACCCAAAAGAGCCCUAAAAAGAAACAAAACUAAACAUAUGCAUUAAUUUAAAAGCGUUACAAAUUAAAAACAAAUUAUACAAAUAGUAUAAAAUGGUGAAAAGGAAGCAUAAAAAACGAAGGCUAAUAAACCUUAUGAGCAUUGUCAAUUAUAGCACUAGAACUAUCUUAUCUCUCAAAAAUCAAUACUAAUGCAAAGAAGAAUUACAUACAUAAAAUUGAAGGUAAAUUAACUGCUUCUCAAUUGCAUGAGCACUGUGCAUAGCUUAAAGUGACCUUAAAGUUGUGAAACCCACUGUGUGAAGACAACCGAGUUGAAGACGCUUUUCACAGCCCGUGUGCCAGCACAAUUCGCACAAUUCGAUUGUUUGUGUUUUGAAGUCGCGUGCUGAAGUCGAAGCUAAAACUGAAGUUGGAGCUGGAACAAUAUGCUGGUGACGGUGCGUCCAUGUGACGUCUUUCAAGUGCAGCCGCAAGUGGUAAAGAAGCAGCCAAAGUUUCCCAGCCGCGAGCGCCACAUGGCCAUAAGGCGGAAAAAGUCCACGGCCAUGGUCACGACCACGUCAGAAAGCACAGCAAAAUGUCCGGAACAACGGAAAACCUGCCAAUCUUGCAAAUGUCCUCGCGAGGCGCAUGCCAUCUACCAGCAACAGACGACCAACGUGCACGAACGACUCGGCUUCAAGCUGGUAUCUCCUGCGGAUUCCGGAGUGGAGGCACGGGACCUGGGCUUCACGUGGGUGCCGCCCGGAGCACGGGCAUCGUCGCGGAUCAACCGCUACUUCGAGCAGCUGCCGGAGGAGGCGGUACCUCGGUUGGGAAGCGACGGAGCCUGCAGCCGGGAGCGCCAGAUCUCGUACCAGCUGCCCAAACAGGAUCUUUCGCUGGAGCACUGCAAGCACCUGGAGGUGCAACACGAGGCUUCCUUCGAGGACUUUGUUACGGCGCGAAACGAAAUCGCACUGGAUAUAGCCUACAUCAAGGAUGCCCCCUACGAUGAGCAUUGUGCGCACUGUGAUAACGAGAUAGUCGCCGGCGAACUGGUGGUGGCGGCGCCCAAGUUUGUGGAGAGCGUGAUGUGGCACCCCAAGUGCUUCACCUGCAGCACCUGCAACUCGCUGCUGGUGGACCUGACCUACUGCGUCCACGACGACAAGGUCUACUGCGAGCGUCACUAUGCGGAAAUGCUGAAGCCCCGCUGCGCUGGCUGUGAUGAGUUAAUUUUCAGUGGCGAAUACACAAAAGCCAUGGACAAGGACUGGCACUCCGGACACUUUUGCUGCUGGCAGUGCGACGAGAGCCUCACCGGACAGCGUUACGUCAUCCGGGACGAUCAUCCGUACUGCAUCAAGUGCUACGAGAACGUGUUCGCCAAUACGUGCGAGGAGUGCAACAAGAUCAUUGGCAUCGACUCGAAGGAUCUUUCCUACAAAGACAAGCACUGGCAUGAGGCAUGCUUUUUGUGCUUCAAGUGCCAUUUGUCGCUGGUGGACAAGCAGUUUGGAGCCAAGGCGGAUAAGAUCUACUGCGGAAACUGCUACGAUGCCCAGUUUGCGUCCCGUUGCGAUGGCUGCGGCGAAGUUUUUCGCGCAGGCACCAAGAAGAUGGAGUACAAAACCAGGCAAUGGCACGAGAACUGCUUCUGCUGCUGCGUCUGCAAGACGGCCAUCGGCACCAAGUCCUUCAUCCCGCGGGAGCAGGAGAUCUACUGCGCCGGCUGCUACGAGGAGAAGUUCGCCACGCGCUGCAUUAAGUGCAAUAAGGUCAUCACCUCGGGAGGUGUUACCUACAAGAACGAGCCGUGGCAUCGCGAGUGCUUCACGUGCACCCACUGCAACAUCACGCUAGCUGGCCAGCGAUUCACCAGCCGCGAUGAGAAGCCCUACUGUGCCGAGUGCUUUGGCGAGCUGUUUGCCAAACGUUGCACGGCCUGUGUGAAGCCCAUAACAGGCAUUGGCGGCACACGCUUCAUCUCGUUUGAGGAUCGCCAUUGGCACCACGACUGCUUCGUUUGUGCCAGCUGCAAGGCUAGUCUGGUGGGUCGUGGCUUCAUCACCGACGGACCCGAUAUUCUGUGCCCCGAUUGUGCCAAGCAGAAGCUGAUGUAAGCCAUCUGCAACGAGUCAGGAGGUUGAAGAGCUGUGGAGGAGCCAGCUUAAAUUAGCCAUAAACAAGUUCAACGAAAUUAUGGAUCAAAUCAGAGGGAUACAAGUGGAAAACGAUGGAGAGGAAGAUGGAGAUGGAGAUGGAGAUGGAGAUAUACAACACAUGUAUUAAAACGAUAUACAAGAGAAGAUAAUGCCUUAUACUUACAUUAGAUAUGAGAGAAAUUAGCUGAACCAGGAGGAGAAGAAGAUGAGUCCUACUAAAUCAAAAGCAAAUCAAAUUUUGUAAAACUUCAAGUCGAUAGAGUUAGCUAAAGUCUAUGAUAACUUUGCUUUGUCUUCACUCGGAUAGAACAGCACAUCAGAUUGUAUAGAAACUUAUUAUUUGUAAUUGCAUUUCAGAACGAAAUCAAAAUCACUAAACAAACAAAAAAAAAAUCGAAAAAAAAAACCCAAAAAAAUCAAUAUGAAAUACUGAACCAAUUGUAACUAUUGUUGCCACAUUGAAAAAUGUAUGUUUAUUUAUUUAUUUUAAGUUUUAACAAAGCAAUGAGCGAGCCGAAUGCGAUGAAAGUUUCCUAACCGCUGGUUUCCGUUCUAAACAGUUCUAUUGUAUUAAAAACCACACACGAUUUAUGUUUGAUAUGUAUUGUAUGUUUAUUAAACAGGAACAGAAGCAGAAACAGAGAACAACACACACGCACACAGAUACAAACACAAGUCCUAGCAAUUUAAUUGUUUAGCUUAUAUUAUUUUCGUUUCGACAUUUUGGUCCUUCUACGUAUGUUAGAGACUCUGCUUACUUGAAGCACUAAAUACACACACACACACACACACAAAUAAUAAUGAUAAUUGCGACACAACAUUAUAUCAAUGUCCUUAACUAUUUAAUGAAAUUCAAUCUAAAUAAAUUAAUAAAUUAUCAAUGAAA